Musa acuminata AAA Group (dessert banana) is the source of this 2557-nucleotide messenger RNA. RefSeq names its product U-box domain-containing protein 30. Lineage: Eukaryota; Viridiplantae; Streptophyta; Magnoliopsida; Zingiberales; Musaceae. The transcript has a single exon. Bases 815 to 2176 code for a protein of 453 amino acids. Gene Ontology annotation, molecular function: ubiquitin protein ligase activity. The record is from RefSeq and is a predicted model, not a curated record. Gene Ontology annotation, biological process: protein ubiquitination.
UCUGUCUCUGUCUCUCUCUUGCUCUCUCUUUUUCUCCGCAUAAAAGGAGAAGAAGGAGGGGGAGGGGGAGAGAGAGAGAGAGCAGAGCAGUCUGCAGAGUGUCUCCUCUUUUCAAAAUCUCUUUUUUAUGAUAUGUUAAUCUUUAAUCUCGUCUCUCUGUUCUGUGCCUCUUUAUCUGCUUCGUGGUCAUCGCAAGGUUGUGUUAGAUCUCUCACUGUCACUCUCACUCUCGCUCGCCUCCCUCCCGUACCUCCCGCUCACAGAUCUCUAACGUGAUCUUUUGGACUCUAAAGGUGUCAAGUUGUUUUCUUUCUCUGUGUUUUGGAGUUCUUUGUUGGGGGAGGUUUAGUGUAGAUCUCCCUCCCUCCCUCUUUUUUGCUCUCCCCUUUUAUCUUCUGAUCUGGGCCUUUGCUCGCGUAUGAUUUCGCCUUUUUAGUGACCUCUGGUGAAGGCAGCGUGUGUCUGAGAGGGAGAGAGAGAGAGAGAGAGAGAGAGAGAGCUUUAGCGGGGGAGGGAGAGAGGGGGAUUUUGGGGGGUUCAAAGAAGGGGCGGAGCUCGAUCAUAAGUCCAUUAUGCUGGUUAUGAUGACGGAUUGCUUCCUUUUGACCGGCGCCAUUGAAGGCUCCCCCAGAUUGCAGCGUCCAACGUCGCCUAGCGCAGAGCAAAAGCGAGCUCUCAACACCGAUCCUGUCUUCUUCUCUUGUUUCGGCUUCUAGCCUCCUGCCACCUCUCUUUCCUCUCUUCUUCUUCUUCUUCUUCUCGCUUAGAAAUCGAAUCUUGGGAUCUAAAGUUGGGUUCUUUGAGGCUCCGAACAAUGCCGCAGUACCAGCAGCAGGCUUCAUGGAGGCUGGAGGGCGGGGGGCAGAUCAUAGAUCUGGAGACCGCUAUCAAAGAUGGGAUCUUGGGCGGCGGCGGCGGGGGCCUCCCUGCAGGGAAAGAUGGGACCUUGGGAGCCACCGCGGAGAAGCUCGACCUCAAGAAGAUGAUCGAGGAGCUCGACUCGGCGGCGCCCGAGGACGUGCCGUCGGUGUUCAUCUGCCCCAUCUCCCUCGAGCCUAUGGUGGAUCCCGUCACGCUCUGCACCGGCCAGACCUACGAGCGCGCCAACAUCCUCAAGUGGUUUUCCUUGGGGCACCUCACCUGCCCAACCACCAUGCAGGAGCUGUGGGACGACGCCGUCACCCCCAACCGAACCCUCCACCAGCUGAUCAACGCCUGGUUCUCGCAGCGUUACCUCCUACUGAAGAAGAGAUCCGAGGACGUCCAGGGCCGGGCCGCCGAGCUCGUCCAAAGCCUAAAGAAGGUCAAGGGGCAGGCCAGAGUCCAGGCCCUCAAGGAUCUCCAGAAGAUCGUCGUCGCCCACCCCUCCGUCAAGAAGACCGUCGCCGACUCCGGCGGCGUGUCACUCCUUUCUUCUCUCCUCGGCCCGUUCACCUCCCACGCCGUUGGCUCCGAGGUGAUCGCCAUUCUCGUCAAUCUUUGCCUGGAUUCAGAUGCCAAGACCAGUUUGAUGCAGCCGGCAAGGAUCUCACUCGUGGUAGACAUGCUGAAUGAGGGGACGAUCGAUACCAAGAUCAAUUGCACGAGGUUCAUCGAAAUGCUGAUGGAGGAGAAGAGUUUCCGGUGGGAGGUGGUGUCGAGCUUGAGCCUUUUGGUGGCAUUGCUGAGAUUGGUGAAGGACAAGCGACACCCAAAUGGCAUGGCGGCGGGUCUCAGCUUGCUCAAGGCUAUAUGCUCUCACGAGCAAGUCCGGAGCUUGAUUGUGAGCGUCGGAGCGGUUCCGCAGCUCGUCGAGCUAUUGCCCAACCUGAGUCCCGAGUGCUCGGAGCCGGCAUGGCACAUCUUGGAUGAUCUCUCGACGACACCCGAAGGCCUGUCGGCGCUGAAAGAUUGUCCUCAGACCAUUCCCAACGCAGUGAGGCUUCUGAUGAGGGUGUCUGAAGCUUGUACUCAAUAUGCAUUGUCGAUUCUGUGGGCCGUCUGCAAGCUCGCUCCCGACGAAUGCGCCUCUCUCGCCGUGGAGGCCGGUUUGGCUGCCAAACUGCUGCUUGUCAUCCAGAGCGGCUGCAGUCCUGAGCUCAAGCAACGGGCCGCCGAGCUAUUGAAGCUCUGCAGUCUUAAUUACACGACGACCCUAUUCAUCUCAAAGUGCAAGCUAACGAGGACGAUCCAAUGACCGAAGACCAUCGCUGCUUUUGCUUGGGUUGCUCUAACUGGCGAAGCUUGACUACGAUCGUGGCGACCAAGAGGCUGUGUCUACUGAGAACAGGGAGGUAUAUGAGCUGUUGUCUCUUGUGUACAGCAUCUAUACUUGUAAUUCUCAUUCUUCAUAAGUGAAGAAGCAUCUAAAAGCGGAUGAUUGGCGGCGAAGAGCGUAGCUGGUGUGGAUUUGGAUCCACUGCUCGAUGAUGUAGAGGUUGUCGUCCUCAAUAAUCCGGUGAGGUUAUUGUAGUGUUUCCCCCGUGAUUAGUUUUCAGAAUGUGGUCUGCAAGAGCUUGUAAAUCUUCUUCCUGUAAUUGUUGAAACCGCGAGAAUUCAUACUGCAAAUUUGGUUUCA